Messenger RNA from Penicillium odoratum, 927 nucleotides. RefSeq lists its product as uncharacterized. Lineage: Eukaryota; Fungi; Ascomycota; Eurotiomycetes; Eurotiales; Aspergillaceae. The transcript is spliced from 2 exons. The record is from RefSeq and is a predicted model, not a curated record. Bases 1 to 927 code for a protein of 308 amino acids.
AUGCCUGCACCACUCGCGAAAGGUAUUAUGGUGACGGUCACCGUUCUGGUCGCUGCUGGCGUGGCUGUCUAUCAGUCUCCUCAGUUUCAGGAGUGGAUGAAUAAUUCCCGACGCAAGAUUGCUGUUGCAUUGCAUAGCCUAGGCGAUGAGAUACAACCACGCGGUUCCGCUUCUCCAAUCCAGGACGAUAUUUCCAUGACCGAGGAAAUCGGGGAGGCUGCAAAAUUACGCAGAGAGGCUGCACUCAAAGAUAUCGAGCGGAAGGCGGCUCUCCUAGAGUCUCAGAAAAACUCAAGGAAUUCUCAACAACGAUCUGGGGGCAGCUUCGAUACAUUAGUAGACCAAGAAGGCAGUCUCCGCAUGCAGAAUAAAUAUUUCGAUCAUCCGGAUGUUACACCAGUCGCCAACUCGAGUGGCGUUGAUGGGGGUGCACCACAGCGCCGUCGCACGAAGCUCAAUGAUCUUCAACUGCACGUUGGUCCUGCCUCUGAAAGUGCAUCACAUCACCCGUCGGAAUCAUUUCCACAUUCGACACCCACUUCUGAACGACCAGACCCGGACAUUAUGUUUGAAUCAUUCUCCGGCUCCCCGCUGAGGGGACAAUCACCCGUGUCUGCCUCAGCCUCGACGAGUCAUACAGAAGACAACUCGGUUUAUUAUGCUCACCCUCAUGCAUCCAAUACUAGCGAACAGCCAGAACUAACUGACAGCUUGGAAAAAUUUGGUAAUGGAAAUCGGCUUCAGCAUGACGUUUCAUCAGCGCCUUCUGAAGCGGGAAGUUUCGACAUAGUUGCGGAUGAAUCAUCAGAUGGUACAUUGAGUGACUGGGGUAUGCAUUCGGUUGGAGGCGUUGCUACCCCGGUUAGCUGGUCUGAGGUUGGAAGUGUAAUCAGCGACAAUGAUGCUGGCCAUCAACAGUUGCUGUGA